This is a messenger RNA of Closterium sp. Naga37s-1, 1726 nucleotides long. The record is from the annotation of a GenBank genome assembly. Lineage: Eukaryota; Viridiplantae; Streptophyta; Zygnematophyceae; Desmidiales; Closteriaceae.
GUGCUGUCACGUCAACAUGAUACGCUUAAUAUUUGUAGGAGCCGCGAUAUUUCUGGUCAGCUGGUUGGUAACAUGGCUUUACCCUCUGGUGGCUUACUGGCGACGCGGAAACAAGUUUCCAGGGCCCAAGUGUCAGUCAUUUUGGGGGAAUUUAAAGGAGAUUCAGGACGCUGGCGGCAUGAGUGGAAUGAAAAAUGUUCUCGCCGCCAUGCACGCUAAGUACGGCCCGGUCGUGCGCCUUUGGCUGAACCCCGUGAGGUUGCUUAUAUCGGUGGAGGAUCCGCAGCAGGUUCGCAACGUGCUCAUGCACGCGCGCGAGCGGUCGCCGUUGUACUGCCGCGUGAUUGAAGCGUGUCUCGGGAAGAACUCGGCUUGCUUUUCCACCUUCAUUCAGCCCCGUGCCCGUCGCUCAUUCCUGGACUACCACUGCCGCACGACGCUCAAGUUCCAGGUGCACGAGGUGGCGUGCCGCGUGGCUGACGUCACCGCGCGCGAGUGGGGCGCUCUCUCCGCGUCUGGCGGCGAGCUGGACGUGACGCAGGCGUGCAAAGACAUGGUGGUGGGCGUUCUAGGAGGCUCCUUAUUCGGCCCAGCGUUCCCCGACUCGGACCUAAAGGACCGCGUUGCUGGGGACUUGGAGUUUUUCGCGCACUCGGUGCAGGAUUUCGCGAGCUUUAGCUAUCUUCCGGUGUGGCUGCCAGCGUACAAGAAGCUUAUGGGUGUAGCGGAGGAUUAUAGGGGGGCGAUUCACCAGCUUGUAUCGGGUACGUUUGCCAAGGACGUGAAACAGCAGAGGAAGGGGCAUGCCCUGUGGGGAGGCGACGCAGCCGAUUUCAACCCCGAUAGGUUCAUCCACUUCCGCUGGCACGGCGCUCAGCAGCAGCAGCAGCAGCACCAACAGCAGCACCACCCGCACCAGCAGCACCACCAGCACGAGCCCCGCUCUCACUCCUUCGCCAAACGCGACACCCGCGUGGGCGUGGGGCUCGGCCCAGUAAGCCACCGAGAAGCACCUCAGGGGUUCCCGGGGGUUGGAAUUGGGGGGGGAGGCGAGGAAGGAGGGAGGAAACCGGGGGAAGCAGCGGGUGCGAGAGGUGCGAGUCCGUGGAGGGAGGGGAGGAUGGUCCCGGGGCAUGACUAUGAGUUUGUGGCACCCGAGCCGGGGCCGCAGUUCCUCAUGUUUGGUGCGGGCGCUCGGUCGUGCGUGGGGCAGCGGCUGUCGCUGAAGAUCAUCCGCGCUGCUGUCGCCAUCCUGCUGCACCGAUUCGAGUUCUCCAUGUCGCCAGACAUGCCCAAGGAGUUUGACACGCGGCUCGAGUUCAUGGUGCUGCACCUGCACCCCACGCCGCGCCUCAAGCUUGCUCUUCCAUCUUCCAACAUGUCUUGCUGUUAUCCCUCCACCUUCCCUCCGCCUGCCCUCCUCCGCCUGUCCUCCCCUUUCGCUCCCUUUUCCACCUUUCCUCCCCUUUUCAUCCCCUUUUCCUCCUCGUUUCCUCUCCCUUUCGUCUACCUUUCCUUCCGCUUACCUCCUCCUUUCCUCCCCUUUUCCGUCCGCCUUGCCUCCCUCUUUCCUCCCCGUUUCCUCCUCCUUUCCUCCCCCUUUCCUCCCCCUUUCCUCCCCCUUUCCUCCCCCUUUCCUCUGCCUCUCCUUGGAUCUGGGCAACACUUUUUUCCUCGCAUCAUGUACCCCUUAGCUCUCUCACAGCAGCAUUACUACCCUCCAUAG